UCGGGUUAACCUUGACACAGAGCAAAAGGGAGCAACAGGUAAAACAGCAGCUCCCCUGCACCUGCCUCCACAUGCACCUGAGAUGUGACAGUCGCGGUCCCCACCCUCUCCGGGCGCAGUGCAGCCCCUCAGUCCGCAAUAGCGCCCUGGAGCUAUCCCAGCCCCCGGUUCCCUCUCUCCUGCCACUGAGUGCUCCCUUUGGGGAGCAGAACGCAACCAGCAAGGGGCUGAAUCGAAGCAGAGACACGCUCCUCUGCCACCAGAGAGGAGAAACCACCAUGGCAGAGAACUACAGCUGGUGGAAGCUCACCUUCCUGCGGAAGAAGAAAUCCACCCCCAAGGUCCUGUACGAGAGCCCAGACAUCUAUGCCAACGAGAACCACCAGGAGGCCACACGGACAGAGGUGGGGAGAGAUGAUGGCGCCGAGAGUGAAUUCAAUGUCCGGCUGGAGAAGAUCGUGGAUAAGAACACAAAAGGCAAACAUGUCAAGGUCUCCAACUCCGGGCGCUUCAAGGAGAAGAAGAAAGUGCGAUCCACGCUGGCUGAAAACCCCAACCUCUUCACUGAUGGCGAGCAGGAGGAGAAGUGAGGCAGGGGAAAGCGGGCAUUUGGGGGAAAGCGCUGCAGGGUGGAACCAACGCCCUGAGGCCAUUGCGCAUGGACCCUUCACGACUCAGAGCCAGCCUAGAUGUCAAUUCUGUUCUCUCCGCAAAUGAAGUAAUGAGGGGGCAGGGACCGCCCCGCUGUAGAUUUCAAAGACUUUCGGUUCUGAUGUGCACUCACAAAGGAGAAAGGACUCGAUACUUUUUAUUUAAUACCAAUCAUAUUUAAAAUAAAUGCCACUGGGUGAUCGUCACGAGAUGGAGGCACCCAAGUCUCGCUCUGAAGCCUUGGAGGUGGGGAGGAGUCAAACACAGGGCAGUUCAGAGGCCCCUUGCAAACACUCUCAGUAGUGCCCAAGGGCUCAGAAGUAGCGGUCGGCUGCAGGUGGCCAUGGGAUGGGAGGAGCCAGCUGAUUCUCAUCCACCAUUCUACCACUGCACCUAGAAGAUGGCUGAGAAGAGCUAGGAACUUCAGCUGGCUCUGCCCUGGGGGAUUUCACAGCAACUAGCCUCAGCUCUGUCCGCACCCACUGACACGGGAAAGGUAAACGUAAGGCUGGCUGGGAAACAGGGUUGCACCUUUUAAUACCACAGAGAUUCCCUGGCCUGGGAAAGAGAAAUACUUGGCCACAGGCAGUCACCAGCUGAACUGGUGGAGGCAGAACUGGGAAUAGGACCCAGGAUCCUCAUUUCCUGGAUAGCAGCACUCAGCCAGUUGAGCUAAAGGAGAACCAACCUUAGCUGGAGCAAGAACGUUUCUUGGCCUUCAGUUACUACAGACCAACACUUGAGUAGAUCUGAUCUUCCAGCCAGCGGGGGCACGGGGGUAAGACAACUAAAGAUUCCACUGAUAGGAGAAACUGCGGCCAGUCGGGUGGGGGGUCUGGGGGCUUUGGAACGGGGCUACAGCCCUGAGAGCUUAUUUUCUUUGACUCACUGUUGGGCACUGGUUGAUGUAGAAACCAGCUGGAGUCUGCUAGGGUGACUCUCUAAGAGAGGACAGAUGGUCUAGUGGUUAGCACAGGAGCACCGGAACUGAGAAAGCCUGGAUUCUAUUCCCACCUCUGCCUCUAGCUAUGCCUCAGUUUCCUGCUAUGAGCACGAAGGGGCCAUCUUUCGAGUCAGCUUUUGGACCAUAAUCUUGCUUUGACGUUUCCUUCUCCACAGGUAAAAAAACGCUCAAGGACAUGCUAAUGUUCCCCGUAACUUAAAUUCAAGGUUAUUUGUUAACUUCUUUCCCUGCAUUCAUCUGCCUCUGAGUGGCUACCAGCCACAAAUAGCUGGCAGCCCAGGUGGACUUUAGCAGCAGAGAUUCUAAUAACUCACUCAUCAAGCCAUUUUGCACUCAUAAAAUCUGCAUGUUUUGCUGAACUUCGUGCACGGGAGCAGUUGCUGAAUUCACGUGGUUUCUGGCAGAAGCGCCUGAUGCAAUGACGCAGAAUUCUCUCCCCCCUCCACUGGGUUACAAAAGGAAAAGUUUGAUGGCCCUUUUAAUUUCCAAGAGCCAUUUUGCUGCUGAUACUUUAGAGGCCUUGAUCUUCCUGGCUGGUGCUUUUUUCAUGUUCA
Molecule: messenger RNA, 2169 nt
Organism: Caretta caretta (loggerhead turtle)
Lineage: Eukaryota; Metazoa; Chordata; Testudines; Cheloniidae
Gene: PRR15L
Product: proline rich 15 like
Source: RefSeq, a predicted model, not a curated record